AAUGAUUGUGGUGAAUUCUUUAAAUUGUGACAGACUAGUACAAAAAGGAAGCCAUGCUAAGAUCUUUAGUUCUUUAUUCAGCUUUAUUCAAGAAAACUUAUACGCUAGCAAGUUUUCAAAGAGUAACAAAGUUUACGCAUCACUCCACCACGUUUUUGUCAGCUUUGGGUUAUUUGCCAAACAAAAACUAUCUAUUUUCAAAAAGGCAUAAGAGCAGCUCAAAAAGGGGAAAGAGUGAAGCUCCGAAGAAAGGGAACAACCACCACCACCCAGUUGUCAGUAGUGACCCUCCUCCUUAUGAGGGAUAUCCUUCUUCAGACGCUCCUCCUUCGUCUUCCUCUUCUUCACCUCCUCCGGCUCCAGUAAACUCUGAUGAAACUGUCAUAGACUGGGAUGUCGUCCAAGAGCGAUUCAGGGAAUUGCAAGCACAAGUUCCAGGUGCAAGCUUGCCAGCGUUCGUUCACACUGAACAACAUUGCUCUAUAACGUUACCUAUUCAGAACAAAGUGAAGAGAUCCACUCUUGUAUUAUACUUUGCAGAAAAGGCAAUAGAAACAGGAUUACUUCUUCGUGCAAGUGACUUGGAUAUCUCUUUUCGCACCUGUACCAAAAAUGGUGCCUCGGUAGUCGUUCGUUCUUCGUUUCGAGUAGAUAUAUGGGGAGAAGAAAACGAUAGUUUUCCAAACAAUAUCCGUUAUGAGAAGCAAGCUCCAUUUUUGUUGAAGAAAGAGUUGGAUAUGUUGUUGAAUGCCUAUGAAGCUUGUCAUUCAACAGAAGCUUUCAACGUGGUUACUCAUCUGGAUAUUUAUGACACUUUGGGAAAGUACUUGCAACGUUUGGAGUCCAAAAUGCACAAUCUUCUUCCCAACAUGAAGAGUAAAACAAGUUUGGAAGAAGAUGAAGAUGAAGAUACUAUCGGUAGUUUUGAUCGAAUAGAAAAGUUGGAAAGAAAAGUAUCACGAUAUGGUGCCUCCAUAUUCUUUCCAGAGGAUUCCUUUUCCUGGGAUAUGUUGGCAGGAUACCGAUAUCAAAAAGAAAAGGUAGAAGAAGCUGUGGUACUUCCUCUUGUUCAUAGAGAUAUUUUUGAAAAAGUGAGUUGCAGUGUAAGAAAGUCAUACCGUUCACCUAUUCCAAAAGCCGUUCUAUUUGAAGGUCCACCAGGCACUGGGAAGACUACGGUUGCCAAAAUACUAGCUAGUCGGGGAAACAUUCCUUUGGUACAUGUAACUAUGGAAGCCAUUACUAGUAAAUGGUAUGGAGAUUCGGAAAAGAAGUUAUCCAAGCUUCUUCAAGUAUGUAAUGAUUAUGGACCCUGUUUUGUAUUUUUAGAUGAGAUUGAUUCCUUUUUGGGCGAUCGUUCUUCUAUGCAUGAAGCCACUCGACGUACAUUGUCUGUUCUGUUGAGACAUUUGGAUGGUCUUACGGGUCAAAGCAAGUCUAUUCUUAUUGCAGCAACCAAUCGAAAGAAUGACUUGGACGCUGCUUUGUUAUCACGAUUUGAUGAAAUUAUACAUUUUGAGUUACCUGAUAUUGAUACUCGAGCAGACAUUAUUCAUUUAUAUGCGACUCAUCUACCACGAGAAGGUUUGUAUACUUUGGCAAGUAUGGGAAAGGAAUUUUCUGGAAGAACGAUUUCAGAUGCUUGCAAAGAAGUUGAAAGAACAUGGGCUGCCAAAAUUGUUCGAGGUGAACAAAAAUUGGAUACUCUUCCUCCUCUCGAAGAAUAUUUCAAAGUGUUUUCACGUCGACAAGCGAAUGUAGAUUCGAUUGUUUCCUUACGAGAAGAAUGAAAGAUUGUUAGAAAGCAUCAGAGUACUUUU
This is a messenger RNA of Galdieria sulphuraria, 1820 nucleotides long. Its product is annotated as AAA-type ATPase. Gene Ontology annotation, biological process: proteasome-mediated ubiquitin-dependent protein catabolic process. Gene Ontology annotation, cellular component: proteasome regulatory particle, base subcomplex. The record is from RefSeq and is a predicted model, not a curated record. Gene Ontology annotation, molecular function: ATP binding; proteasome-activating activity; ATP hydrolysis activity. Lineage: Eukaryota; Rhodophyta; Bangiophyceae; Galdieriales; Galdieriaceae. Bases 54 to 1790 code for a protein of 578 amino acids. The transcript has 2 exons.